AUGAAGAACACUUUCAGCAAAAAUCACAGUGGGAAACCUCGGGGCGUCCGGGGCCGGUGUCGGUGGAAGCGAGGGGCAGCGGGCACACACGCCAACAGCUUACACAUUCCUUUCWGCAUCUGUAAAGGAGCGCGCACCUGCGACGAGGAGCUGAGCACCUUCAGUCGGGCCAGGGGCCUUGGCAGGGCCGGCGCUUUCAUCACUCCCGAGAAGAGCGGACGAGAGAGACGAGAGUUCACCGCGUCGGCACUACCCCGGGACAGCCUGACCCGGCCCUCCCUCCCCAGCGCCGGCGGAGCGGGGCCGCCCGGGGCCACGGAGGAGCGGGGCCGCCCGGGGCCACGGAGGAGCGGGGCCGCCCCGGGGCCACGGAGGAGCGGGGCUGCCCCCGUGCCGCUCUGGGAGACGCGCCGGGACAGGCGGCCGCGCCCUACCCGCAGCAGAGGCGGUGGGAUCGCGAGGAAGCCGCGCCGUGCCGGGGCCACCCGGGUGCCGCCGCUGCCGGUUCUGGCGCACGGAGCGCACGGCCUGGCCCGGCUCCCUCCCGCGCUCCUCUACGGCCGCAGACUCACUUGGGCCUUCCCUGGAGCCUGCUGCCGGAUGGUGGAGGUGCUGCUCGCCGCCCCGAUGCURGUGUGCAGCUCCGUGUCCGGUGGCUCGGCGGGAGGAUAACCGGCCCUGGCGGGCAUCUACUGCCACCACUACGGCGGGGCCUCCAGCGGCUUCAGCCGAGCGGACGGGGAACGAGCCCAGCAGCUUGAGCAGCGUUUUUACCUAUUGAAGCUGCCCAUUGCAAGACCAGCGACGGCCAUGGGAGGCUGUCUCCUGGUCAUCCCUUGUGUUCUCAUUUUGGUUGGUGUUCUACGGGUACCAUGGCAUUUCCCAGCAUGGCUGCUAAUUGAAUGCACCCUGGACACAGUAAUUGUAGUUGGCACAGUACCCGCUCUGUACUAUUUCUUCCAUUCUCUGCUGAGGGUUUAUAAUUCAUCAGUGUGCAAAGAAAGAGAGCAGCUCUAUCACAACAAAGGCUAUCAGGGCUUCUGGUGCAGCCUGCACGGGGCAGAGAUUGCUGUUGGCCCCUUGGGCUGCAUGGCGUACCUGCUCAGUGCAGGCCUAGCUGUCAGAGAGUACAGGACAGCUCAUGAACAGAAACAGAAACCAAUAAGAACUUAGAGAUGAUUCCUCCACUCCAGUAGUGGUCUUGAUUUUUGCCGGUCCCCUUACUGAGAUGAAGCAGUGUGCUUUCCUUGCUUCUGGACAGUGCAGCCUUAAUGCUGCAGAGCUAGCAUAGCUGUAAAUAUGGUAGAAUCAGGCCAUUCACAACUUGAUUUUGCAUUAUUAAAUAGUGUCUCAAAGCUGAUCCAAGGGGUUUUGUCUCCUGCUUCACAGGCAGCCCUUCCAUCCUGCUAUCAUGUGUCCCAUUCUCCAGUGAGGUCUUGCUACAAGUACUGCCACUACUGCUUCUGUCAGUGAACAGCUCUGUAGCAGAAACUGUCUAUACAAAAGGCAUGUGAUUUCGCCRAGAACAGAUCUCUUAAAAACAACUGGUCAAGGCCCAUGGUUGUAGCAACUAAAUAUUGCUUCCUUGUAGUUCUCUUGGAAUUAAGAGACUAGUGUGAAUGUGACAUUUGUAAGGCCAUGAAAAUAUUCUGAAAAAAGCUCACAAACUCAGUCUAACUUGUGACACAAUGCCUUUUAAACUCCGGGACAGAGCCCAUUUUUGUGUGGAAUGGUCUUUUAUAUAACUUGUAUACAAUAGUUUCACUUAAAAAAAUGCCCUGAAUUGGGCUGAUCAGACAAAAGCUUUAUGAGAUCAAGGGGUGGUUGACUAUAGAAGUAUAUUGUUUUCAAAAUCCAUUUUAAAUAUACAAGUUGGAGAAAUGAGAUGCUGCUCUUGAUUUUUUGGGKUUUUUUUUAGAAAAACUUGUAUAGGAAAUCUAACUGGGAAAAGCAGCACUAGAAUCACCAACUCAUGCCUCAAAAUGAAAUGCCACUUCAUAGCUGCUGCUAGACACAGCUACCUUUGAUUGGGAUAUUGYACACAUUUCUUACAGCACAGUAACAGAAUCAGAAUAAGCUGUUAGAUGAAAGUAAAAAUCUUUAUUGCUAAGUCAGCUGAAAAAUCCUAUGCAAAAAUAUUCUUCCUUCCUGAACUGCUCUAUACACCCGAAUAAAGAAUGGACUAAGGUUUUCCAACAAUCUUACCUUAUUUACCUUUCCAAAGCARUACAAACAUAGCGACAGUGCUGAGGAUGCAUUCAUUGGACAAUCUACUCCCAUAGACAACAAAAUCAGGGAUUAUUAAGAGGUGCAUGCUAGAGUGGGAUACAGAAAAUAUCCUUGUUAAAAAYCAAAAAAAAAAAGCAUGAAAAAAGAUUAUUUAUUAAAUAGUAGAUACACUGCAAUAUUUAACAUGCGCCAGGUCAUGUGAGUAAAGUUUAAAAAAAYGUAACAUUUUAAAAUGUGAAAACAGGAAAAAUACAGUUGAGUCUUCAAAAAGCAACAGAACAGCAGACAACGAUUGCACAAGACCAAAGAGGUGAUCCUGCUGCCUGARGAAGGGCUUUGGCAAGUGACACAAAAGCCAUCAGCAUCUGGAAGGAGUGCAGAAACCCCACAGGUCAAAAGCCUUAGGUGGCUGAAGGUCCUGUGUACUAGRGGAAAGAUUUCAGACUUCACAGCAGCCAAGAGAGGGAAAUACUGCUCCUUCUUGGAAGAGAAUGUUAACAUCCCAUCUAACUGAAAAUUCUGGUCUGGUAUGAACGGUCUGUGAUGCUGCCUCUAUUGGGCCCUGUUCCUUGUUCUGAGGGCAAUUUGGAGGCUAUCUCUUACCUUUAACACCUGGGCCCAAAUACCCAUCACUGAACAUAACCUUUUUGGRUUCCUUUUGCAGAAGCCUUUCUGGACAGGAUAGGACAGAGUAGUGCCUUCAGAGUACCCUUCUCAGCAAGCAUGCUCAUCAGCAGAGCCAGUAUUACUGGAGAGAUGGACCAACCAACUUCUCAGCCUCAUUGGCURUGGCUGCAUGGAAGGCAUGGGCAGCCUAAUGACCUCAAACUGAGAACCUCUCUAACAACAAGUCUUCGAAUGAGUUCUCACUGAUGUAGUUAUGUGAAGAUCACACAGUAUCACUGCAAACUCCACAUACAAAAAUCAGGGAAGGGGCUUGAGAACAGGAAGAGAACUGGGAAGACACUUUCUAUACCUUGCUAUGAGUGCUCCAGUAGAUUCACCCUUUCAUACCUGUUCUACCUACAGCAGUGCCCCUUGGGAGCUUGAAAUCUAAGGUGGUUUAAUAAGAAAGGUAGGGAAGACACAGAGGGAGGCAGGAAAACAAAAGGUCGUGGAGGGAAGUAUUCUAUUCUAUGAGCUGUCCUCACCAGACAGAGGAAGAUAACCCAGCCACACCACUGCCUGACCAAAGUCAGAAAAAAACCCCAUUUAUUUGGAUGACAGUGACUUCGAAACAUGUCUCAACAGUUGGAAUCUUGAGUUAGAAAAUCCAAGACAUUUGUAUGAAAUACUAUGCCAGUGUCUUUGUUGCCAUCCAACACUGCCCUAGAAAAAAGUAUCACUUUUUGUGAUACCCAGGCACAUUUUUUUAAUGCAUGAAAAAGAUUUUGGAUGACUGGAGAAAAAGCAUCGUAAUGUGUGGCUGAAAGGGAAAAGGAAAGGCUUAAUCCUCAGAAGCAGCACAUGGAAGAUAUGCAAAGCUGCUGGGGACACCAAUGCUUAUCUUAGUCAAAUAGAGGAAGAUUAUUUGGAACAGGUAAAGUCAAUUCAGCUUGUGCUGCCCGGAGUUUGUUACACCAGCUUCAGAGAGAUCUGAGCUCUACCUCGAGUGUAAGAAAAAUAACAAGCCAUGCCUUCCAUGACAGUUCAUACCUACAGAAAAUAAGAGCUGGCUGUAUUUAAACUCCCUUUCUGCUUCAAAACCAGAAAAAGCACUGGAGAAAAAGUCUCUGUUCCAUUCUGCCACUAUCUUUAAGAGGAGAAGUGAAGAAAUGUGCAUGCUCCAUUGCCGAGCUGUGUUUCCCUCAGUCCAUCAACACGGAGCUCGCUAGAGCCAUUCAUUGCUAACUCCUCRUGGCAACUCUCCACGCAAUGCUGCUGGUUCAGACGGGCAAAGACACAAGACUGGCAAGGACACACUGGACUUUCCAUAUCAGUGCAAGAAAYAGAGACCUGAUUUGCCUUCAUAUGUGCCACCUGGAGUGCAAGGUUUCUCAGAGUCAUACUCAGAAAGAAGGGUUUCUGCCAUCAGUCCCAUACUGAACUGAGGCUGUUCUGCAGCCCUUUCAAAUAUCAGAAACUGAACUAGGCACAGAUAUUUGGUAAAAUUAUCACCAGUGACAGAAUCAAAAGUUGCAGUCAAAUACAUUGGGAUGAACUUUCCUGCAUGAUGAUGAUAAUAUGAAAGAAUUUUGGGAUUUAGCAUUUGAAUCUUUUCUGCUGUUGUUUCUCUGCCUAAAGGAUUCAAAUGGUGGUGCUCCUGUGAUUGUAAGAAUUAGCUUCAAUCUUCCAGUUCCAAAUGAAACAGAUGUUUAAACAACCAAAAACUGUGAGAAUUUAAACUUUGGAAAAAGUUGGCUUGUUUCAUGAUUACACUGCAACUAGCACAAAGUAUAUGCUAAAACAUUGCUCCUCAUGCAUGAUAAAGACAUUUUUUUCCUAGUGAGAAGAAAUUCAAGGUGCUCUGAAAUCUCAGUAAAACUCCAUUAGAUUUUGUCAAAAGAUCUAUAUUGACAGAAUCUCACAAGUGGUCUGCACGCUAUUUCCUUCUGAGCAAAGCCCRUAUUUAAUCCAAAAAUAGACAGCUCAAGUCCCUCAGAUCUCUCAGAAGAAAUUUUUAAGUUUUCUCCAUAAAUACAAUUAGUGAAGAAAAAAAGGCACAAGCCCACAUUACAGUCAGGACUGCUGCAAUGACUGAUAUGAUGGGGCCAGCUGCUCUCUAGCUCUGUCCAAAAGGAAGACAAAUCUGCAUGCUGCAGAGGCAGUGGUCUCCACAGCCMUUACACAAGAUGACACAGGCAGCCAACUUACACCCUGCAUCAAAAAUCCUAAUGGAAACACAAGGCAUCUUGAGUGCAGACUGGCCAGUUAAUCAUUAUUGGGACUGUUUUAAACAUAUUUUUCAGUGCUGAUAAAGAUGUUAAUAAGAUGAAAAGUUCCAUUUUUGCUUUUGUGAUGAAAGCUAGGCAGGAACAAGUACACUUUCACCUUGUUUGUGGCCAAAUUGGACACAUACCAUGAAAUGCUGGUUGCUGUGGAUUUGGGAUAUGAUUUCUGUUUUCAGAGGCAAGCAAAGACGCUGUAGCUGACAAUGCAGAGGUUUAGAUUGAUGGAACACAGCACUGGAUGCUUCUGCCAGCCUUAGCACAGCACACCGCUGUUCACAGCUUGGUUCCUCUGAAGGAGGUGGCUGAAUUGCUACUCAGCUGGGUCUGCUCUGCAGCUAGAAGCACUAGCUCUACACAUUAUCUUAACCAGUCCUGAGCUGACCUUUCCUAUGUUCUAUACAAAAUGCAUUGGUUGGCACCUGCUUAUCACUCAGCUAUGUAUCUUCUCAUCCUACACAGAAUGAUCCCACCAUAACCCU
Molecule: messenger RNA, 5599 nt
Organism: Malurus melanocephalus (red-backed fairy wren)
Lineage: Eukaryota; Metazoa; Chordata; Aves; Passeriformes; Maluridae
Gene: MARVELD3
Product: MARVEL domain containing 3
Source: RefSeq, a predicted model, not a curated record